UUGUCACUAAACCAUCUUUGGCGACUGUGAAGUGUUUUGUACCGUAAAUCAGUGAAGAGCACGUAUUUUCUAAUAUUUUGUUUGUUAAUCAGUAUAGUUUCAAUUCAGCAAUGUUCUAGUUAGUAGUAUCAUUUGUGAAAAAAUUAUUCUUGUGUUUCUGCCGCCCAAACGAAAUUUAGUUUAUGUUCAUAUCGUAUUGCAUCGAAGACAGUAGAUACCAGAUUAGUUGGGCUUCCCAAUACACCGAGAGUCGAAGACUAAAUAAAAAAUCAUCGUGAGGUAGCUGAAACAUGUACGCAUCCCUGUCAAGAUCUGUGUGAAGUCAUUGGGUCAGCCGGACCGGAAAGUGAGCAACCAUGCACAAAUUGAAAUCUUCACAGAGAGACAAAGUCAAGAAAUUCAUAGCUUUUACUCAAACUGGGGAAAAUACAGCUAUAUUUUGCUUAUCGCAAAAUGAUUGGAAGUUGGAUUUGGCCUCCGAUAAUUAUUUUCAGAAUCCUGAUGUAUACUUCAGAGAACCGAAGAUAUCUGUUGACAAGAAGAAGCUGGAGCAGCUAUUCUCCAGAUACAGAGAUCCAUUGGAGCCAGACAAGAUGACUGCCGAUGGUAUUAUGAAGUUUUUGGAGGAACUAAAUUUAUCACCAGAAUCCAAGCUUGUACUAAUUAUUGCGUGGAAGUUUAAAGCUGCCACACAAUGUGAAUUUACAAAGGAAGAAUUCAUGAAUGGCAUGACAGAACUGGGGGUGGAUAGUGUGGAGAAACUCAAAGCUAGACUGCCGUCACUUGAAAAUGAGCUCAAGGAUCCAUUAAGGUUUAAAGAUUUUUAUCAUUUUACAUUCAACUAUGCCAAGAAUCCAGGACAGAAAGGCUUAGAUCUUGACAUGGCUAUUGCUUACUGGAAUAUAGUUCUACAAGGAAAAUUUCAAUUUUUAGAUCUGUGGUGUAAGUUUCUGCAGGAACAUCAUAAACGUUCAAUACCUAAAGAUACUUGGAAUUUACUUCUGGAUUUUGCAAUGAUGAUAAAUGAUGAUAUGUCCAACUAUGACGAAGAAGGUGCGUGGCCCGUACUUAUUGAUGACUUCGUGGAAUAUGCACAGCCGUUGGUAUCAGCGGGCACUGCUCCACAGAACACUCAAGUUUAACACUGCUUUUGUUUAUAGUGUUAACAAAAAAAAAAAAGUGUGCAUCGUGCUAUGUUUCAUCUUAACAUUGUUCAGAUUGUCUCCCAAAAACUUGAGAAUAGGAAUGUCAAGAAGGACAUGUGUUUUGUGUAGUCACAUAGCAAAUUCAUGCUGUGCAAGUACCUGCCAUAAACGAAGUGCUUCAUAUUUUCUGACUUGAUACAUUUGUUAAAAUGUUGUCAGUGCUUUCUGUUGUUUUGCAGUUUUAUCUUUGUUUCCUGUAUUGUAAAAAAACGAAAAUUAAAAAUAUAUAUAAUUUUUUAAAAAUUAUACAAAUGACUUUGAUGCUUGUUGGAAAGUACGGGACUAAUUUUCAGCCAAAAAUUGCUACUUAUAGUUUAAACUUACCCUGUCAUGAAGGCUCAGAGCAUGUGAAAAAAAAGGAAAUGCUUAACAAAAGUGUUUGCGCAGAUCAGAUACUUACCUUAUGUUAGUUAUUUGAUACAAUGUGUAUGAUAAUUUAGCAGAAAUGUGAUAUAUAUUUUGAGAGAACCCCCUUGUUUUUUAAGUUGGUAUGUUUUGAGAGAUUCUGUGGUAUUAAAAAUUUGAUCUCCAGUGUUUUGUAACUGGCAUUUUUGCUUCCUACAAUGGAGGAAAAUAAAAAGGCCAUACUCAUAAAGCAGUCCAGUUGCUGCACCAGCAGAUAUGCUUUAUUAUGUUUACAGUAUAGGGAAAGUGCAAACUCUGAAAGAAUUAUCUUUCCAUUUGUGACUUCUUGUCUCUCAUAAACAUUAUAAUUUAUUUAAAUAACGUUUUCCUUAAUUAUCUUAAGGAGCUCUUUUGUUAGUUAAUCUUCCUGAACUUAUGUGAUGAAGGUUUUACAUAUCAGGCACGCUCUGUUAAUUUAUACUGCUAUGUCCCAGUUUUCUCACUUGCUCAAAACAUUUUUGUGUCUCCCGGUGACAAAAAUUUAUUGCAUUAUUAGCCACUCCGUUCUGCUUUUGUAGAAUGUAAUGUUUAUGUGAAAAACAAUAUUGUAUGUGAGAGGAGGAUAGAGUUCAUUCAGGUAGUAUUGAGUGAACAUUAUGUUAACAUAAUGUUGGACUGUUAUGCUUUAUGAUUGCUUCGUUUAGAACCAUCCAUGGUUCCCACUAUUGAUUUUUUGCACAGCUAGUGGAAUUGAUUGAAUAAUAACAUUAAUGACUAUGGUAGAAAAUACAAUUGUGCCUGCAAUUUUCUGUGUAAGAUGUUGGCUGGUUGUGUCUGUCUUAAAAUAUGGAAGUUCUCUAGUAUUUAAACACUUUUUUGUGCCUUUGGAAAUUUCUGUUCCAUAGCGUAAUUAUUUUGUUAGGGGCUCUGGUAUCCAUAUAACAUAGAAACUAUUAAAAACAGAAGAUGAAAUUGCAAGUAUGAUGAAUUUACAACAAUUGCAUAUUAGUGUUUAUGUAUAGUUUGAUUGUUCUGGGCCUAGCGCCUUUUAGUUGCUAUUCCUACGCACAUCACAGCCUGAUACAGAGUACAUUGUUGACUCUUAACAGCAGGUGUUCAUUGUACAGUUUUUUUCCGUCAUAUGGUAUUUCAAGAAAAAAGAACAUUACCCAUUGAUUUGAUUCGUUAUCCAAGUGCAAUCAAGAAUCUUUUAUAUGGGAAUCUGAACUAUGCAUAACAGUACUUUUUACUGGCCAUCAUCUAGUGAAAUUGCUAAAUAUUUGGAGUUUAAUGAUUGUUAUCUCAGUUUUUAUGCAUGCACAUUUUUUUAUAGCAUUGAUGUUUAUUAAUUAAACCCAUCAUUGAGUGCAAUAGUUUGUUUUCUGAACUUAUGUGCAAAAGUCAAAAUAACAUGUCCUUCAAAACUUACCUUAAAGUAAUGAAGGUUUUUAAACUUCAGGCCAUAAAUUAGUGAAAAAUGAUUAUUUAAUUUUAUCCCCCCCUCCCUCUCCCACCCAGACAGAAUUCCCCCUUCCCCUCUCACUGUAUGUUUAUCUUAGCUGUUAUUUGACAUUGUUUUGUAUUUCUGGAGAACUGUGGUACUGUUAUACACUAAAUAGUGUGUAAUAAAUAAACUACAUUGAAAAAUAAUUAAGAAAUGGAAUGGUUGAUGAAAAGAAAUUCAUAAGGAAAUGUUUAAUCAGAUACCACAAAAGUCAACAGAAAACUUUCAAACAAUUGAAAAAAAAAAGCAUUGAAUUUCACUUCCUUGGAAAUGAAAGAUCUUUCUUUACGAGCAACCACACUUCAGAUUUUUCCUAUCUCAGCUUUAGAAAAAGAGGUAUUUUUAGCUCCAGGAGAUACAUGUCACUGUUUACUUAUAGGUACUUCUGCUAGGCUGUGAUGUCAGUUGGUAGUGAAUGCAAAAUUUUGUCAUGCAAUAUUAUGUUAAAUAACUUGAUUUCAAUUCACAUUCAGGGGGAAAACACCAACAAUUUCAUAUUUGUACCGUGGCAUAUUUAUGGAAUCUGUAAUAAUGAUUUAAUUUUUAUCACUUGCAACAUAGUUCCAAAUUAUUGCCCAUAUGAUCCACAUGAUGAAUGUUCUUGAUUUUCUGUUGAUAUUAACUGGAUAUGUGAACAUGUGACUUACAAGAAAUGGUAUAUUUUGCUCGAGGAAAGCUUAUAUCAAUUUCACCUGCUUUUAAUUGUACUGUAGCUGAGAAUGUUUCCCUAGUAGGUUAUUGUUAACUGUCUUUGCUUUUGAUUAAGUCUAGGUUAAUUGAAUGACAGUUAACAUUUUGAACUGAUGGUAGGUUAAUUGAAUGACAGUUAACAUUUUGAACUGAUGGUAAAAUAAUAUGUAGUCAAGAAUUUUCAAGCUUCUGGCAGAAGCAGAGCAUUUGAUUCUAAUAGUCAGUCAGAAAGUACAUUUAUGUGCACAAAAGUAUUCCUUUGGAAUCUAGUACAACUUCAGUAAAAGUUUUUGGCAAGCGCAUUUUCUAUAGAUUUGUGCACAGCACUUCUUUAUCAAUGGUGUAAAAUGUAAAGCGAAUCCAUUACCAGUUGUAUCUAAUUACGUUGGUCCCUCUGUCACAUAAUGGUCUGCAAAAGUUCUGUACUGUAUACAAGAUAUCUAUCUUACUCAAGCUAAUUAUAUGUGAUAAGUUAUUGUUCUGGUCAUUUCUUCUCCAGUUGUUAUUUAAUUUUAUUCCAGAAAGGAUCAUAAUUGUGUUUGCUUGCCCUUUGAUUAUGUUUGUUUUGUAUAGUGAUGUAAUGUGUCUUUUGACAAUGUAUCAUGUUGCACCAUUGCCUAGUGUUUUCAAGGACUAUAUGCAAACAAAGUAAUGUGGUAUUUGAUUGUAUCAUGUAUCUGUCGAGUGAAAUAAUUCAUUGUAAAGCUUAGAAAGUCUUCUGUUUUAUUCAGUUCCCUUGGAAGAGACUGAAUUUGCUCAUGUCUUAUGAAUCGUUGUAUUUUACUGUUGUAAUCGUUUUCACAAUAUCACUAUUUUUGGUAAUGUAUCACUAUGAGAUUACAAAUUUUUUUCAAGUCUUGUACCCUACAUUUCAUCUAGAUACCUCAAUUUUUUAGCUUCAUAUUAUUAAAAGUAACAGUGUGGUGUACGAAGAAUUCAUUUAACAGUUGGCAUGUUGUUAUGAACAACAAUAUGGAGAGAGAAUUUAAUUUUGUAGAUUUCUUUGUAUUCUGACAGAGGCAUGUUUCAGUAGAUUACUCGUGUACAUAGCGCAGGGCUUAAAAAACAUUAAAAAUAGUUAAUUUUCACACUAAUGAUGUACAGGCAGAGUGUUACCGUGUGCAUUACGUUUGAGAUAAAUUUUUGUACUUGCAAUGUACAAUGGCAGUCUUAUGUAUAUUAUUUCAUUGUUACUCCGCAAACCACUGAAUAUUCUCUUUGAAUUGGGGGAGUACAGGCUUUUGUAGAAGGCGUUUGAAAAAAAUUGUUUUGCUGUAUUAACUAACUCGUGUGGGAGAGAAAGUUGGACUUGAUAAUGGCUCACUGAAAAUUUGAAGGGUGCUAAAUAUUUAUUCAGUUAUUUGUUACUUAAAGCUUAAAGCAUUGCACUGCAUACAUUUUUGCAAUUGCCGUACAUUUUUAUGUUUGUAUGAUGUAAAAUCUUAUGUGGAGUUGUGGAUAAAGAAUAGUUUUAUUUGGAUCCUAAAUAAUCAAUUUUUGUUGGUUGUCAGUACAAAAAUUUUAUUACUUCACCACUGUAUUAUGGCAGUACUUAAACACCACCAAAUAAAAGCUCAAUUUUCUUGAUAAGUAGAGCAGCCACAUGAAAAUUAAUGUUUCAUGUGUGUGUGGUGGCAGCAUCAGUGUUAAAAAUGUGCCUCGUGUUGUACACCAUAACAUGAAGAGACUAUAUUGAAUCUUUGAGUAGGUACAGUGUAGACUGAAUUUGCAAGUGCUUCUUAACAGUUCCACCUUUUUUCACAAUGGCUGUUGACCCUGGUAUUCAUGACAUACUUAAUUAGUGCUGAAUCAUGAAAUUGUUCAUCUCGAAGUGUUUCACCAAUAAGAGUUGUGAUAUAAUUUAUAUUUUCCAUUGCACAUGGAAAUGGUUUGUUAUAACAAAUAUGUAGAACAAAUCAUGAAAUUGUAUAUAUUGUACAGACUACUGGAAUGAUUCAGUAAUUAAUAAAAUGAUCCUGUUGUUUUUCAUGUU
Molecule: messenger RNA, 5737 nt
Organism: Schistocerca americana (American grasshopper)
Lineage: Eukaryota; Metazoa; Arthropoda; Insecta; Orthoptera; Acrididae
Gene: SCCRO
Product: DCN1-like protein 1
Exons: 5
Coding region: 357-1142 (261 amino acids)
Biological process (GO): positive regulation of ubiquitin-protein transferase activity; protein neddylation
Cellular component (GO): ubiquitin ligase complex
Molecular function (GO): ubiquitin-like protein binding; ubiquitin conjugating enzyme binding; cullin family protein binding
Source: RefSeq, a predicted model, not a curated record